AUGCUGACCACGACCCAAGGCCUGCUGCUGGUGAUGGCCAUGAUCGAGUUCUUCAUUGGUCUGCUCGGGAAUGGGGCCCUGGUAGUCUGGAGUCUCGGAGAGUGGGCUAGGCCAGCUGGACAGUCCACCUACGGCUACAUUGUCCUCGGCCUGGCGGCCUCUCGCUUUCUCCUGCAAUGGCUGAUCAUGGUGGACCUCAUCCUGUUCCCAUGCUUCCAGAACAGCCGCUGGCUCCGCUACCACAGUGUCGCCUGGGUCUUCGUGAGCCAGGCCAGCCUGUGGUUCACUGCCUUCCUCAGCAUCUUCUACUGCCUGAAGAUCAGCACCUGCCGGCACCCUGCCUGUGCGUGGCUCAAGCAGCGAGCCUAUCGCGUGAGCCUUUGGGGCCUCCUUGGCUACUGCAUCAUCACUUUGAUCCUUGUGGGCCAUGUCACCCGGAAGGACCACUACACUUCUGCCUGGGGCAACAGCAGCGUCCCCCAACCCUUCUUAAACCAGCAUUACACUUACUUACUCAAGCUCAAUUCAGGCAGCUUCCUGCCCUUCUCACUGUUCCUUCUGUACUCUGGGAUGCUGAUGCUGUCUCUGUACAGACACCACCUGAAGAUGCAGGCCUUCUGGGUGGGCAGGAGGGACCCCCAGGCCCGGGCUCACAUCAAGGCCUUGAGCUGUCUCGGCUGCUUUCUGGUUCUCCACAUAGUGUACGUCCUGGCCAGCCCUUUCUCCAUAUCCGCCAAGUCAUACCCUCCGGAUCUCACUUCUGUCUUCUUCUCUGAGACCAUCAUGGCUGCCUCCCCAUCUCUUCACUCUGUAGUACUGGUCCUGGGCAACCAGAGGAUCAAGCAGUCUGGGAAGAGAGUCCUCCAGAAGCUGCAGAGGUGGUGGGGUGUGACUUGGGGACAGGGCUGUACAGGACGCUCACGAUGCUCUUGA
Messenger RNA from Elephantulus edwardii (Cape elephant shrew), 933 nucleotides. It is a transcript of the gene TAS2R5, whose product is annotated as taste receptor type 2 member 5-like. Lineage: Eukaryota; Metazoa; Chordata; Mammalia; Macroscelidea; Macroscelididae. The transcript has a single exon. Gene Ontology annotation, biological process: G protein-coupled receptor signaling pathway; detection of chemical stimulus involved in sensory perception of bitter taste; sensory perception of taste. The record is from RefSeq and is a predicted model, not a curated record. Gene Ontology annotation, cellular component: membrane. Gene Ontology annotation, molecular function: G protein-coupled receptor activity; bitter taste receptor activity. Bases 1 to 933 code for a protein of 310 amino acids.